Molecule: messenger RNA, 4405 nt
Organism: Theileria parva strain Muguga
Lineage: Eukaryota; Apicomplexa; Aconoidasida; Piroplasmida; Theileriidae
Product: HAD ATPase P-type IC family protein
Exons: 17
Coding region: 45-4397 (1450 amino acids)
Cellular component (GO): membrane
Molecular function (GO): P-type transmembrane transporter activity; ATP hydrolysis activity; ATP binding
Source: RefSeq, a predicted model, not a curated record
AUAUUAUGAGAUAAGAAUAUGUAUGUAAUUUAGUACUGUUUAAAAUGUUAUUUUAUCAUUUUUUUGUAUUAUAUUUUGUAACAAUAGCAGAAGGUGAUGAUCUCUCAAACGACAUCACAAUAACGAGAUCUUCCAAGCUAAAACUGGGAGAAAUCCUAGAGAAAAAUAUUAAAACACCUUUAGAAAUAAAUAAUAAGUUUAGAGACGGGUUUAAAAUUAGUGAUCUAGAGUCUUUUAUCGCAGAAUCUAGUAAUGAUCAAGAUUCCAGUGUGUGGUACAAAGUAUAUAACAGGGAGGAAGGAAGUGAAAAUGAGGAAAGUAACGAACCUUCCGAAGAAAAUAGAGAAGUAGAUGAUCAAAAAGUUCCACUUUUAACACCAAAUGAUCCAAAUGGAAAAGAGCCAUCAAGUUACAACUUUGAUCGUUGGUGUAAACAAGAUAAGGUUCUAAUAACAGUAUCUGAACUUACGGUAAUGCAUUCGGCAUUUCUUCUAAUUGUACUUUUACUAACCAUUUGGCAUUUGAUUUGUGUAUCGACAAGUUAUAAAAAAUACGAGGGAUAUUCCGAUUAUCCUCAAUUUGAUCCAAAUAAUAGUAACUCUAUAGUCCAAGAAGGUUAUAGCUUUACACUACCAGGAUCACUGAUAAUUAAGCUUAUUUUAGCAUACACAUUCCUGUGUCAGCUGAUGGUAUUAUCCUUUGUAUGUAACGAGUUGUGCAUUCCGAUGGUUUCCAGCGUUGAGUACUGGGACAGUAGAGCUAAGCCGUUUCUGUUCUCAUGGCUUGUGGGAUUUUUUACUCUGUUAAUUAGCUUUUUGGUGCGGAAUACCAGAGUAGGAAAGCAUUUAUUUGUAAUUAGAGUACCAUUGGAAACCUGUACAAUAGUUAAGGUUAGAGACUUUAACAAGUCAUCAACAGAGCAUGAUAUACUUAACAGCAUGUUAGAUUUGUUUAGAAAUGCAAUUAUUAAGAUAAAGCUAUUUUUUAACAUUCCAGACUCGAUAUUCAGAAUACCUUUUGAAAAGUAUAAAGUUGCCAAGUACUGUUACGUCCCAGUAGUGGAGGCUGAUUCUGAACGUUUCUUCUACUACCACUACGUUAAAUAUACUUACGACAGUGAGGAGUCAUGUUUCCUGGACUCUUCUAACCGGCUGAAUAGUUAUUUGAUGAGUACUAACUUGGUACAUCUGAUGGAUAAUGGCGGACUCACAGAAUCAGAAUCAGCUAGAAGAAGCGAAGAUAUUGGGCCUAACGAGAUCCCAAUAGAGAAACUUGGUUUCUGGACCCUAUUGUACAGAGAAGUAUCAGACCCAGUUUUCUUCAUGCAGUUGUACUUAACUACGAAAUCAAUAUAUUGGAGAAGUUAUAUUACAGCACCAAUUUGGGGCAUUACAACCUUGUAUACAAUUUAUAAAAAGGUGAAGAUAAUAUAUGAUCAGCAGAAUGAUUUAUAUAAUCUAACCACAAGUAGUAACCAAAAGUAUGUAACAGUUCUGAGGGAAAAUGUAACGAAAAACGUAAUGUCGAGGGAUUUGGCAGUGGGAGACAUUGUCAGAGUUGAAAAUGACUGGGAAGUACCAAGUGACAUGAUCAUGCUAAGAGGAGAUGCAAUAGUUGAUGAGAGUAGUAUAACUGGAGAGUCAAUUCCUCUCAAAAAGAGGAAACUAGACCUCGAUAAAUAUUCAAACUAUAACCUUAACAUGAAUAUUUACGAUUUUAUACACACACCGACUUCUGACGCCAUGAAAAGUAACCAGAAUAGUGGUAACAGUAGAGAUAAACUAGUCUAUAAGAGAGAUUUAUCCAAUAAUUUACCAAGUCCAUCGAAUAUUAAUGAGAAUUUGUUAAAAUCUGGAACAAAAGUCAUAUCAGUGCUUGGAAACCAGGAAACCUCAGUUUCAGCAGUAGCAGUAGUAAUAGCAACAGGAGUGUACACAACUAAGGGAAAGCAAAUUAAAGGUGUUUUAUUCCCAAACCAGUUCAGGUUAAAGUAUGACACACAAUUACCACUUGUUUUCCUCCUAACAUUCAUUUACGCACUUUUUUGCUCAUACUACCAGAUAAGGUUCUUGGGUUGGAAUAUGAUAUCGAUAUUUUACAGCAUAGGAACCAUGUCACAGGUGGUACCAGUUUGGACAAGUACAAUAAUAUCAAUAAGUCAGAGCAGGGCAUGCCAAAGACUGUCAAAAUCUGAGAGUAUCUACUGCAUUGCACCUUCAAGAAUCGCAGUUUGCGGGAAACUCAGAGUCAUGUGCUUUGAUAAAACUGGAACACUAACCAACAAUAAACUCAUUUUCAACGGAUCGAAAUACUUUAAUGAGGAGAGUUUGAUGUUAUUGAGCCCGGAGAAGAUAUUGGAGCACUUGAGUAGUAAUUUUGAGGGGGAUUUAUUCAAAAUAUUGAAUACCAAGGAGUAUGUGAUAUCGCUGGCGGUGGCCACAUGCCACUCAGUGUGGCCCUCAGACACCUCCGAACAGUUUGGAAAUCACGUAGACAAAUCAAUGUUUGAUUGUACUGGCUGUGUGGUGGACCAGUUCAUAGAUAAAACUGGAAAAAACAGAAGAUUCAUCAAGAGCGCUGAGAAUGAGAAAUUAGUCAUUGAAGUUAUAAACUCGUUCGAUUUCGAUUAUCAAAAGAAAUUAUCAUCAGUCGUUGUCUCAAUCGAAGUUGAGGGAGAAACGAGACGUAUAGUAUUUGUGAAGGGCGCAUUUGAGAAUUUAUCAGUGUGUUGCAACAACGAGUCGGAGAAUUUAUCAAUACUAUCAAACAAUGAGUCAUCAAAUGGGUCAUAUGUUCUCGGUUUGGCAUAUAAGCUUUUGGAUGAAAACUCGGAUUACACAGAUAGAAACCUCAUGGAGUCAAAUUUGCAAAUGGUGUCACUGCUCAUAUUCAAUAAUCAAGUAAGACCAGAGAGUAAGGAGGUGAUUCAAACGUUAAAUGAGGCCAUGGUGAGGACCGUAAUACUCACGGGAGAUAACAUUCCAGCGUCACAAUACGUUGCAAGAAAGUGUAAUAUGAUCCAGAGGAAUCAGGAUUCAACUUCUUUAGUUGAUUCAGAUUCUAACCAGAGUAACCAGAGUGAAGUUGACGAACUAAAUGAAAGAGUGUGUCCAGUUGCGAUAAUGAAUAAUAACAAGAUAGAGUGGAAGUAUCCAUUCGGAGAAGAGGAUGAGGAGAAGUUAUUUUUUUCCGAGGAGUACAGUGACAUUUCAAUGACUGGGGAUGUUUUUGACUUCAUCGAAAAUAACUGGAACGAGAUACUCUCAAAGUACCGCAGGUUCUCCACAAAUGAAAGCGUUAACCAAACCAAGUUCGAACACUUUCUAAUGAAAAUUAGAAUAUUCGCAAGAUUAAACCCCAAUCAAAAGGUGAGAGUAAUCAACUCAUUUAAGAGACUUGGAAUUAUCACUGGAAUGUGCGGAGAUGGCACCAACGACUGCUUAGCAUUACAAGCCUCACACGCCGGCAUCAGUCUAACAAAAGGCGUUAGUUCUAUGGUAUCACCGUUUUCAUCAAUGACUAAUAAGCUGGAGUCAGUAAUAUACUUAUUAAGAGAGGGUCGUGGUAGUUUGGUGACGUGCCUUGCAUGUUUUAAGUUUAUGUUACUGUUUGGGCUUAUGAUUGCAUUUGUCAAGGUGACUUUGUUCAGACUUUGCAGAGGAGUAAUGCCAGAAUGGGGAUACCUCUUCAUCGAAAACGCUAUCAUGCUGUUACUAAGUUACACAAUGGCACUCUCAAGGCCAAGUGAAAAAUUGAGGAUAAGAUCACCCACAAGUAGUCUUUUAGGACCACUCACACUAUUAUCGGUGGGAAUAAUGUUCAUCAUCAACAUUGCGUUCCUGCUCCUACUCUUUGAACUGUACCACAGACUCGGAAUACCUACGAGUCUUAGGUAUAACAUGUCGAAGCCUCCUGCAGCCUGGUGGAUACUAUCUGACAAUUUUGAGGCUCCAACUGUGUGUUUCUGGCUCUGUUACCAAGUGGUUAACACAGCGCUGGUCUUCUCAUUUGGCGGUGUUUUCAGAGAAUCAAUUCACCGAAACACCGGAUUUUCAACGGUUUGGUUGUUUAUAAAUUCGUUUCUGACGUAUUUAACGCUGUCAAAGCCGAACAAGUUGACGUGUCUGUUCAGAAUUAACUGCACAGAUGAGAUGUCCAGAGCAACCAAGAUACCAAUUCUAGAACUCCUAACCACUAGCGCAAGCGGACUACCAUUCCACGGAGAACAUUCACACAACGUUCUACCCAAAAACUUUAAAAUUGCAUUUUUGGGAUUAAACUUUGUUAACUGUGUGAUCAACUGUUUGAUAGCGAAGUCGUUUUUCUCAAACUCGUUCCUGAAGAGAGUGAGGGCGUUCAUUGGGUACAAGUGUAGCGCCGACCGGAUCAAAAUUUAAAAAUUUCA